GUGCCUCAUGUGGUGGAGGUGGUCAAGGAGGUCCCCAAGGCGGUCCCCAUCGACGUAACCGACCCACAGGCACACACAGGGAGGGCAUCAUGCAUGCAUGCCUUAUCCCCCCUCCCUCCCUGUAUGUGUCCAUGUGUGCAGAUCCACGUGCCGGUCAUCAAGUACGUCCCCAAGGUGGAGGUCAAGACCAUCGAGCGCGUGCAGGAGGUCCCCGUGCCCCACUACGUCGACGUGCCCGUCGAGGUCGUCAAGGAAGUGCCCAAAUACAUCGUCAAAGAGGAGGUCAGUCAGCCAGGCAGAGGGAACACGCACUCGGGGCCACUUAUUUCCUUGUGUGAGUGGAUGUUGUGUGUUCCGCAGGUGCGUCAUGUGCCUGUGCCCGGUGAGGUGGUGCCGAUCUGGAAAGAGGUCGUCGUCGAGAAGUAUGCAGUCACCACACCCCGCAUGCAAUAAGACUUCCCUGCCAUCACAUCUCUGUGUGUGUCUUUCUUUGUGUGUCCUCUCACAGAGAGGUGGUGGUCGACCGAGAGGUGGAGGUCGUCAAGUCAGCACAUCUCAUGAGACAAACGGCCACAAGCAGGACACGCAGACAUGGGCUGGCCGGUGUCUCGAUGUGCAAUGUGUUUGUGCAGGUACAAGGACAUUGAGAAGCCCUAUGAGGUGCCCGUCUACGAAUAUAAGUACAACAAAUACCCCGUGGUCUGUCUGUCAGCACACACACACACACACACACACCCCCCACAACACAGCACAGGUGCCUCCCAUGUGUCUGUGUGUUGAUGUGUGUGUGUAGGUGAUUCCCCACCGUACGACCACGAUGCUGCCUCCCAGUCCCACCCACGUGGUCGUCCCGCCAAUCAUCAAAGCCACACUCAACAUUGACAUACCUCCGGGUACACAUGCCCGCACCUUCUCACAUGGUCGUGUCUCUGUCUCUGUCUGUCCAUUGUGUUGUUGCGAUGUGUGUGCCCUGGUGUGUGGUGUCAGGUGUGAGCAUCAGCCAGAUGCAGUUGGUCGAGCUAUUCGCCACGAACGGCAUUGACCUCAACCUGUUCAAAUACAUCCAGGAGCCCAUCCCAGCGGCCUUCCCGGAGCAGCUCAAGGACGCCAAGCCCUGGCCAACAGAAACCUUUGGCCCCCUACCGCCCACCACACACAUGCGCGACGGCCACACCUGGACCGGCAAACCCGAGCCGGUGGGCGACGUCAUCGAGACGAAGCUCGAGGGGCCGCCCGCGGGAUGGAUACCCAACCAGGAACAGAUCAACAUCGUACGCUGCGAUGCACAUGACAUACAGAGAAGAGAGAGACACGGGCGAGAGGGAUGAUGGACAUGUAUCUGUGUGUGUGUAUGUGUGGGUUAGAUGAACGAGCACAAGUUGACCCCCGAGCAGUGCGGCUACACCGGCCCCCAGCUCGUCGCCACAGCUGUGGUGAGGGGGAGACACACUGACACAUGUCGUCAUAUCGCCAUUGCCUUGCUCUUAUGAGUGUAUGUCUCCAUGGAUGAUGUCUUUGUGUACACAGCCAGUUCCCGCCCAGCCGGUCCAGCGCCCCCCAGGUCAGUCAGCCAAAGCACUGCACUGCCGACACACAACACAACCAACAGGAUGUGAGUGUUUGUUGUGCCCUUUCCGAUCUACCAUCUGUGUGUGCAGUCCCUGCGCGCGCCUGCUGCACAUCCCGAUGCCGAUAGAAGCCGACAGGCAGACAAACGGCUGCAUCAUAUCGUCAAUGUAAUUGUGGGAUGGCCGCACAUGUGGAGAGACUGUCCUUAGUGUGUCGUGUUAGUCAGAAAGCCAGUAUAUCAUAGACAGAGAGGCCGUUCGCGCGUGUCUUUUCUUUCUGGGUUUUUGGAGGCAGUAUAAGGCCGGCCCGGCCAAAGUCAGCCGACACAUCACAUCAGACAAUACCACACAAUAUCACCCACUCUGCUCUCACUCUCUCUUUUUGCCUGCUGACCGGAGUCUGCUCUUGGUCUGUCAAGUGAAGUCAGUCGACCACCACACACCACAAGGCAUCCACACACACACACAUACUGGACUAUUGGGAGGGAAGGGAAGGAGAUCAGAGAAAGACAUACAGUUUUGCCUCUGAGCCGGUCAGCCGGCUCCGGACAGACUCAUUCGAUAAAUUGUGAGCCGGUCUCUGUUGUCUG
Molecule: messenger RNA, 2158 nt
Organism: Vitrella brassicaformis
Lineage: Eukaryota; Vitrellaceae
Source: the annotation of a GenBank genome assembly